AUGUCUAACCAAAACCCCCUCCCCACCAACUCCGCCCUCGCCCUCUCCAUCCUUACCUCCCUCGGCGGUGCAAUCGGCUACGCACGCACUGGCUCAAUCCCCUCAAUCGCCGCCGGUCUCUCUGAAAUCGGUCUUCUAGCCUCGGCUGUUCUUGGCGGAAGCUCCAUUCCCCGUGUUAUCAAGACUGGAGGAAAGCCUGUGCCGCUGGGACUUUCGGUCCUUGCGACUUAUGGAAUUGUCGUUUUUGGGCUUGCUUUCAAGGAGAAGAGGGCUUAA
This is a messenger RNA of Penicillium maclennaniae, 276 nucleotides long. Its product is annotated as TMEM14 family protein. The coding region runs from base 1 to 276 and encodes 91 amino acids. NCBI's taxonomy places the organism in Eukaryota, Fungi, Ascomycota, Eurotiomycetes, Eurotiales, Aspergillaceae. Gene Ontology annotation, cellular component: membrane. The record is from RefSeq and is a predicted model, not a curated record. The transcript has 3 exons.